Molecule: messenger RNA, 1374 nt
Organism: Odocoileus virginianus texanus
Lineage: Eukaryota; Metazoa; Chordata; Mammalia; Artiodactyla; Cervidae
Source: RefSeq, a predicted model, not a curated record
UAUUAAUAUAUGGUUUCUUUUUUUAGGCUUCCCUUACAUAUGCUGAAGCUCAGAUGAGAAUUGAUUCAGCAGCCAUGAACGAUAAUAUUACUACUAGUCUCCGUGGACUAAAUAAACUAGCUAAAAUUUUGAAAAAAAGAAGAAUUGAAAAAGGGGCUUUGACUCUUUCUUCUCCAGAAGUUCGAUUCCACAUGGACAGUGAAACUCAUGAUCCUAUAGAUCUGCAGACCAAAGAACUCAGAGAAACAAAUUCCAUGGUGGAAGAAUUUAUGUUACUUGCCAAUAUCUCUGUUGCAAAAAAAAUUCAUGAAGAAUUUUCUGAGCAUGCUCUGCUUCGAAAACAUCCUGCUCCUCCUCCAUCAAAUUACGAAAUUCUUGUUAAGGCAGCUAAAUCCAAGAAUUUGGAAAUUAAAACUGAUACAGCCAAGGCUUUAGCUGACUCUUUGGACCGGGCAGAUUCACCUAUUUUCCCUUAUCUAAACACCCUGUUAAGAAUAUUAGCAACUCGCUGUAUGAUGCAAGCUGUGUACUUCUGCUCUGGAAUGGACAAUGAUUUUCAUCACUAUGGCUUAGCAUCCCCAAUAUACACACAUUUUACUUCACCCAUCCGAAGAUAUGCAGACAUCAUUGUUCAUCGGUUGUUGGCUGUGGCUAUCGGAGCUGACUGUACUUAUCCAGAGUUGACCGACAAACACAAGCUUGCAGAUUUAUGUAAAAAUCUCAAUUUCCGGCACAAAAUGGCUCAGUAUGCUCAGCGUGCAUCUGUGGCUUUUCAUACCCAGUUAUUUUUCAAAAGCAAAGGAAUAGUAAGUGAAGAAGCUUAUAUUCUGUUUGUAAGAAAGAAUGCUAUUGUGGUAUUAAUUCCAAAGUAUGGUUUAGAAGGUACAGUGUUUUUUGAAGAAAAGGACAAACCAAAGCCACGGCUUAUAUAUGAUGAUGAGAUACCAUCACUUAAAAUAGAAGAUACAGUAUUUCAUGUAUUUGAUAAAGUUAAAGUGAAAAUCAUGUUAGACUCAUCCAAUCUUCAGCAUCAGAAAAUCCGAAUGUCCCUGGUAGAACCACAGAUACCAGGAAUAAGCGUUUCAGCUGAUGCUUCAAACAUGGACAUUAAUGAACCAGAGAGAAAGAAGAAGAAGCUUCAAAAAUAGCUACAGUCAACAACAACAAAAAAACUUCAAGGGUUGGUUUCCUUUAAAACAAAAAGAAUCUUGAGAGAACACUUGUAAACCUAAGAAGUGUCUGAUACAGUUUGUUACUUCUAAGUACAUUUUAAUAAUUUUUAAAAUUUGCAUUUUUAUUGAACUGUUGACUGUGUCUGUCCCAUCAUACUGCUUUCUUUCAGGAUUAAAGAACUAUUUAUGCAGAAAAACUCAA